Aspergillus terreus NIH2624 is the source of this 1287-nucleotide messenger RNA. RefSeq names its product small subunit rRNA maturation protein TSR4. The transcript has 2 exons. NCBI's taxonomy places the organism in Eukaryota, Fungi, Ascomycota, Eurotiomycetes, Eurotiales, Aspergillaceae. Gene Ontology annotation, biological process: maturation of SSU-rRNA. The record is from RefSeq and is a predicted model, not a curated record. Bases 1 to 1287 code for a protein of 428 amino acids. Gene Ontology annotation, cellular component: cytoplasm.
AUGGACCCCUACGAUAGUGAUUCCUCUGGCUUCGACGAUGACGGCGACUACACCGAGACCGGCGUGCUGUUGGGAUAUGCCUCCGAAGAACUCAUUGAGGACUCGAUCAGUCACUUGGGCGGCUGGCCGACCUGGAUUGACGAUGCCGCUCCGCCCCCGGGCGACUUUGCAAACUGCAAAGUCUGCAACAGCCCCAUGACACUUCUGCUGCAGUUGCACGGCGACCUUCCCGAGCACUUCCCCGAUGACGAGCGUCGCCUUUACGUCUUUGCCUGUCCGCGAAAGCCCUGCAACCGGAAACCAGGCAGUGUGCGCGCGCUACGAGCCACGCGCAGGGUGAAGAGCCAACCCGCGCCGAAGAAAGAAGAGCCGCAACCCACAAACAACCCCCCACAGCCACAAGAACAGACCCCCAAACCAGACCUGGGCGCGAGCCUGUUCGGCGCAAACACCUUGACCGGCAGUGUCUCGGCCAACUCCAACCCCUUCUCGUCCUCCAGCUCCCCCGCGGCCGCCAACAGCAACCCGUUCGCCGCGCCAGCCCCCGCCCCGCAAACCACCACACCCGCCGCAUCGUCGACCACGUCCGCCAACGGCCUCGCCGAGUCCUUUGCGGAUAAAGUGCGCGUGUCGGCGCCCCCAUCUACCCCGUCUUCGGGCGCCGUCCCGCCCCCGGAGUCGUCGGGCCCUCACAAACCCUGGCCCGCGCAGUCCGCCUUUCCCGAUGCGUAUAAGCAGUUCUACCUGGACGCCGAGUACGAGACCCUCUCGCGGCCGUCGACGCCGACGAUUCCGGAGAACGUGACGAUCGAUAACUCCGAAGAAGACGGCGGUGCGAGCGGCGGUGCCGAGCUGAAGGACGCGCUCGAGUCGCAGCUCGACAAGGCGUUCAUCAAGUUCUCGACGCGGCUGGCGCACAACCCUGAGCAGAUUCUGCGGUACGAGUUCCGCGGCACCCCGCUGCUGUAUUCGCACAAUGAUGUUGUUGGCAAGCGGUUCCACGAUGCGAGUAAGGCGCCCGCUGCGGCCCGGGUGACGACCGUCAAGAACGCUGCGGCGGGUAACAUGCCCCGCUGUGAGUACUGCGGGAGCGAGCGUGUGUUUGAGCUGCAGCUCGUGCCGCAUGCGAUCAGUGUGCUGGAGGAGGGCCGCGAGGGCAUGGACGCGGGCAUGGAAUGGGGCACGAUUAUCCUCGGGGUGUGCAACAAGGACUGUGCGCCGCAGGAGGUCGGAGUCACCGGGUGGCGGGAGGAAUGGGCCGGUGUGCAGUGGGAGGAAGCGCAAUAG